GCUGCCUUUGUAUUUUGUUGUUCCCAUAUGUGUUUCUGAAGAGAGUAUCUUGAAGUACGAAGGCAGAGGAAUACCUAUUUGGUGUUGGUCUUGCCAUAAUGGUGCUGCUCUUCUCAAAAUGUCUGCAUUUCCCAAAGAACAGGAUGACAGCACUUCACAAAUGCAAAAAGCCUUCUUGGAUGGAAUCUAUAAGACAAUUAGCAAACCUCCCUAUGAACUCCUGAAGACAGAUGACUUGUCAAGCAGCCUUCCAUCUCUGCAAGAUAUCCAGACUGCAUACACAAGAUUUAAACAGCUGUUUUUGAUAGAUAACAGUACAGAUUUCUGGGUAACUGAUGUGAAAUGGUUUUCAUUACUGGAAAGCACAAACUGGCUAGAGAUAAUCAGGCGAGUCUUGAAGAAAGCAAUAGAGGUUGCUGAGUAUCUGGAAAGACAACAUACAAACGUUCUCCUUAUAGAAGAGACCGCUACUGAUCUGUGCUGUGUAAUCUCUAGUCUGGUUCAAGUGAUGAUGGAUUCCUACAGCAGAACAAAGUCAGGGUUUCAGAGCCUUAUUCAAAAGGAGUGGGUAAUUGGAGGACAUGGCUUUUUGGAUCGUUGUAACCACUUACAUAAAAGUGACAAAGAGGAGGCUCCUGUUUUUCUGCUUCUGCUAAAUUGUGUUUGGCAGUUGGUACAACAGUAUCCUCCAGCAUUUGAGUUCACAGAAACUUACUUAACUGUCUUGUCAGACAGCCUCUAUGUGCCUAUUUUUAGCACUUUCUUCUUCAACUCGCAACAUCAAAAAGACACUAAUACGAGUGGUGAAAGCCUCAAGACACAAAGCGGCCCUUUCAGAUUUCUCACUGUGUGGGACUGGUCUGUGCAGUUUGACCCCAAGGCCCAGGCUUUCCUGAACAACCCUCUGUAUGCAGAGAAGCCAAAACCAGAUAAAAGUCAACGGAAAACUGCACGAUUCAAACAUCAACGGCAACUUUCUUUGCCAUUGACACAAACAAAAUCUUCCACAAAGAGAGGAUUUUUCAGAGAGGAAACAGAUCAUUUAAUUAAAAACAUUCUGGGUAAAAGAAUUGGCAAGUUCAUAAAUUCUUCAGAUGAACCUCCUAAUAGCUUCAGGGAAUUUUAUGACAGCUGGCAUAGUAAACCUGUUGACUAUCACGGUCUUCUGUUACCUCGCAUCGAUGGCCCUGAAAUCAAAGUCUGGGCACAACGGUAUUUACGGUGGAUUCCUGAGGCCCAGCUUCAUGGUGGUGGUACAAUAGCCACAGCUGCCAAGAUUUUGGACUUGAUGGAGGAAGUGCAAAGCUUGCAGGUGAAAAUGGAUGAACAACAUAGUCAAGCUGUUUCUGGAGGUGUACAUUCUGUUCCACUGCUGAGAAAUUCUGCCCGUUUGUCAUCCCUAUUUCCAUUUGCUUUGCUUCAGAGACAGUCUAUCAAACCAGCUUUACCCACUAGCACCUGGAAAGAUUUGGAAGAUGAAGAUGACUUGGUCAAGAGGGAUGAUGAAUUUGUUGAUCUAAGUGGUGAUAUGUCAUAAAGUGUAUAUAAAUUAAAGUAUGACUUGUAUGUGGCUAAGCUCUGAGUUUUAAAUGUUGUGUUGUAUCCUCAUAUAAAGAACUCACGCAUCCAAGCCUCUGCAGCCUGUUAAAUGGGUUUGUGGAGUUUAAA
Molecule: messenger RNA, 1668 nt
Organism: Antrostomus carolinensis (chuck-will's-widow)
Lineage: Eukaryota; Metazoa; Chordata; Aves; Caprimulgiformes; Caprimulgidae
Gene: MTMR12
Product: myotubularin related protein 12
Exons: 10
Biological process (GO): phosphatidylinositol dephosphorylation
Cellular component (GO): cytoplasm; membrane
Source: RefSeq, a predicted model, not a curated record